Messenger RNA from Micromonas commoda, 2997 nucleotides. RefSeq lists its product as hypothetical. NCBI's taxonomy places the organism in Eukaryota, Viridiplantae, Chlorophyta, Mamiellophyceae, Mamiellales, Mamiellaceae. Gene Ontology annotation, molecular function: helicase activity. The record is from RefSeq and is a predicted model, not a curated record. The transcript has a single exon. The coding region runs from base 1 to 2997 and encodes 998 amino acids. Gene Ontology annotation, biological process: regulatory ncRNA-mediated heterochromatin formation. Gene Ontology annotation, cellular component: nuclear RNA-directed RNA polymerase complex.
AUGUCCUUCGAAGAUAGGCACGACAUGCUGUAUCUUCUCGUCUCUACGUCAUACAAUGGUAAGAAGCAGCUGAAACAAGCGAUACGCGGGGACACGUCGCCCAGUUUUCUCAACGACGCAGUUGGUCCAUUUCUAAAGCUGCUCUGCUCGGAGGAGAUGAUCUUAGGGACCGCGAAGGGACCGAUAGAGCAGCUCUUCGACGAUGUAUACGAGAUCGUCGGUUUCUUGCAAAACCUGCGCAAACUGAUCGAAGAGCCCGACAAGAUUCGCGACCCGACGCCGUUCGCGCAAUUCAUAAUCAAUGUCGCGACCCGCAAAAGCGAAGCCCGUGAGGACGACGACGUGCGAGGCAUCGCUGACGCUCUCGCGGAACGCGAACUGCCAAUCGCGUGGAGACUGCGGGUCCUUCUCGACGACGGACCGUCAGCCUUGGGCGACUCGUCAACGGAAGAUCGUCUCGACCUUCCAGGUGAUCGCCACGACAACGACUACAAGUGUUUUCGGGACGUGCGCGUUCUGCCAACGAUGGAAGAAGUGCUGUGCGAGCGAAAGCCUUAUCUGCCGCAGCCGCUGUCUAUGUCGGACGCACGCGCCGCGGCGUCCGCCGGGGACACGAACUCAGUAUCCUCCGGCGUCGCAACACUCCUCGACCGUCAGUUCCGGCUACUCCGCGAGGAUUUCAUCGCCCCGCUGCGCGAAGAGCUACAGCAGCUGACUAACACCCAAGCGGGACGAGGAAGGCCAUCGCGCUUCACCUUCCGCGGCGUCAAAUUCGUCGGCGCUGACAGCGGUGGCGACGAUAAGAAGCUAAACCCAUGCGUUAUUGUCUCUUUUGAGUUGCCGCAGGACCACGGCGCGCGUCGCUGUCGCAGUAAGAAAGAACGCAUCGCGUUUUGGGACGAUCACAGGAGCAUUCUCGCCGACGGGGCGCUCUGCGUCCUCUGCAUCGGCGACAAGCCCGUGUGCUUUGCGACGAUCGUCCGACGCAUACCUGAGCUGUUGGCAAAGAAUGAACCGGAGAUAGGGCUCACGUCUGGGGCGUGUGGGAAUGCGACGGAGGAAGAUUUGUCAAAAAUGCUGUCUUACUGCGGGAGAGACAAGAGCGAGAUCAAGGCCGCGCUCGUGCAGGUGAGCACCGGGCUUUUCCAAUACACGCCGGUGCUCCGUUGCUUACAAAGGAUGGACACGAUUCCACUAGUCGAAGAGCUCGUCAUGAACCUGCCGUCGCGGGAGACGAAUUAUCUACCUUUGGAAGACGCCUACCGCGAGCUCGAUCACUUUCGUUACGACGACCAUCAAAAAAAAGCGAUGCGGCUCGCGUUGCGUAACCGCGUCUCGAUCACGCAAGGUCCGCCUGGGACGGGGAAGACUUUUAUAGGCGUACGCCUCACAGAUAUCAUCUACAGGCUAACGAACGAGCGCAUCUUGUGCGUGUGCUUCACGAACCACGCUCUCGAUGAUUUCAUGAGUGAUCUUCUGAAUGAAGGCAUGACUGAAAUGGUUCGCCUCGGCGGUGGCAGCAAGGAUCCGCGCCUGGAGGAUUACCUGUUGAGAAAUCUGAAAGUCGAGGGCGGCGACCACAGCAGAGCGGAAAAGGGACGAUUCAAGGAACUCGCAACUCGUGCUGAGAAAUUGAAAAAGGAUAUCGACAAACUUUCGCACAGGACGACGUACACCAUCGGAGAGAAGUGGUGGAAUACAGGGGUCGGCGACUUCCUGAAGAAACACGAUCCGCUCGCGUGGUCGCAGCUGUGCGUGUUCGACGAGGACAUGAAAGACGAAGCAGGCUUCGAGGUCGUGUACAACGGCGGCGCCAACCUCACGAAAGAUGCGCUGUGGAAGGCCUGGCUCAAAGGCAAAUCACGAUCAGUGGUGCCAUGCAGCCAACGCGGGGACGAACGUCGUCGGCGCUUUCGCGACGAGCACCAAGCAGUGAGUCCGGCGAACGAGGAGGCGGAGUUGGAUAUCUGGGCGCUUGACUAUAAACAGCGUCAACAGAAAAAGGGCGAAUGGCAGGACGAGUACUUCCGCGAGGACCGAGAGGAACUAGCGGCAAAGAUGGUCGAGCACGACACAGUCUCGAACCAGCUGAAUGAACUGAAACGCGGGCGCGAUCUUGUCAAGCUCAGAGGUGCGCGUAUCAUCGGCUGCACGACCACGGGCGCGGCUAUGUUCAAGGAACUUAUCGAGGCGGCUCAACCGACGGUGGUUAUCGUCGAAGAGGCGGCAGAAAUUCUCGAGGCGCACGUCAUCACCAGUCUGCAAAAUAAUACGAAGCACCUGAUCAUGAUCGGCGAUCACAAGCAGCUGCGGCCGAAGCUCGAUACCUACGAACUGAGUGUCGCGUGCAGCUCGACGAGCCACGACUUCAACCGGUCGCUCUUCGAGCGCCUCGUUCUCUCGGGCGCCGUCGAGCACGCGUCGUUGGCUUCGCAACACCGCAUGCACCCGGAGAUUUCGAAGCUUAUCCGGCCGACGUACGAUGAGCUCGUCGACGAUGAAAAAACGCUCAAUCACCCAGCGAUACGCGGUGUUAAGUCGCGCGUAGUGCUUAUCAAGCACGACGAGCCCGAAGGGAGUAAUGCGGCGUGGAAGGUCGAGGCUAACUCGAAGACGAACGCGCAUGAGGUUGGCAUGGUUCGUUCUAUCGUGCGCUACCUCACGCAACAGGAAUACGAUCCGACGCAGCUCGUCGUGUUGACCCCUUAUCUCGGGCAGCUACAGUUGUUGCGAAAAUCCCUCGCCGAUGAAUUUAGCGUGAUGAUCGGGGAAGUCGACAUGGAGGAACUCGAAGCUGUCGACGCCGUUUCCGUUGAUGGAACGACGGACAAUCCAAACGCGCCACAGCGCGCGGAACUCAAGCCCGUUCGCGUGUCCACGAUCGACAAUUACCAGGGUGAAGAGGCAGACGUCGUGGUUAUAUCGUUGGUCCGCAGCAACGCAGAAGGAAAUAUCGGCUUUUUGUACGAACCCAAACGGUUAGGGUUUAGGGUUUAG